Messenger RNA from Sceloporus undulatus (fence lizard), 7317 nucleotides. RefSeq names its product multiple EGF like domains 6 (gene MEGF6). The record is from RefSeq and is a predicted model, not a curated record. Bases 988 to 5832 code for a protein of 1614 amino acids. The transcript is spliced from 39 exons. Lineage: Eukaryota; Metazoa; Chordata; Lepidosauria; Squamata; Phrynosomatidae. Gene Ontology annotation, molecular function: protein binding; calcium ion binding.
UCUUUCCUUUUUCUUUUGGAGAGGACACUGACUGCGUUUUAUUUUGGAGGCAUUGAAUUUUAUUUUGGAGACACUGAAUUUGGAGUCCUGGAAUCCCUUGCCUUUUGCAGCAAGGGGUCAAAAUGUGCACCUUUCCUUCCUUCCUUUUUCUUUUGGAGAAGGGGACACUGAAGAUGUUGAAUUUUCUUUUGGAGAUACUGGAUUUGGAGUCCUCUUUCUGCAGGAGGGAAGAAAAGUGUGUUUUAGUUUGGAAGGAGGAGGGAACACUGGCAGUUCUGAAUCCUGGACUUGCUUGCUUUCUGUAGGAGGCAGGCAAGCCAUGCACUUUCUCUUCUUUUGGAGGGAGUGGGGGAAACCCUGAAUGUGGAAUUCCUUUCCUUUGGCAAGAGGGAGGAGAGCUGUGCACCUUUUCCCUCCUUCCCUUCCCUUGAGUUUGGAGGAAGGAGGGACCACUGGAUUUUGGGAGUCCUGAAACUCCUUGCUUUUCUUCAGGAGGGAAGCAAGGCUUGUCCUGUUCCCUCCUUCCCUUUUUCUAUAUUUUGUAGAGGGAAGGAAACCUUUGGAUUUUUGUCUCCUGGAAUCCUUUGCCUUUUGCUGGAGAGAGGCAAGGUGUGCGCAUUCAUUCCCCUGCUUCCUUUGUCUUUGGUUUUCUUGCUCUGUUUCUGGAUUUUGAACUUUGGCAAAGUCCCUCCAGUUCCUGUUAACUUUAAACUUUGGCAAAGUCUCCUUGGGGAACUUUCAACUUUUUCAAAGACUCACCAACUCCUUUGGAACCUAAAACUUUGGCAAAGUCUUUCCAAGAAGCUUGGAGGCACCAUUCUCCCUCCAGCCCCCAAAGUUUGAAGGAUCCCAAAGCAGAGGGCAGUCUUCCUUGGCAAGGGGGCUAGAGGACCCCCAAGGCAUCUGAGGCCAAAGCCAGCUCCCUGCCCAAGGGACCAGCUUGGCUAAAGAGAUGCCCAGAGCCAUGCUCUUCCUCCGGCCACUGCGAUGACUUCGAGGGACUCCAAGGAAGGCAAGCUGACAGUCAUGGCCCUGGGUCCCCAAGCAACCGCAGUGGGGCUCUUGGUUCUCCAACUCGCCCUGGGGCUUGAAGGGAACAAGCUGCAUCCUGGCAUGCCAAACGUUUGCGCCGGUCGAGAAUUGGCGAUGGUCAGCCACUGGCAGCCACGCAUCCAAGCCUUCACCCGUUUCGUGAAAGUGUGGAAGCCAAGCUGUGGCGGGCAGCCCUGGUGCGGGGGCUAUGAACGGAGGGUGGUGUAUUAUAUGGACAACAGGCAGAUUUACACCACGCAGUACCAGACGGUGUACCGUUGCUGUCCUGGAUGGUCCCAACUCAAUGAUAACUCAGGAUGCCUUUAUCCCGUCUGCAACUACGGCGUGUGUUUCAACGGAGGAAAAUGUAUGGAAGGAUCGUCCCAGGUCUGCCACUGCCCUUCAGGUUUCCAAGGGCCCUGCUGCCAGUAUGAUGUGAAUGAAUGUGAAACUGGGAACGCAGGGUGCGAAUCUGAAUGCUGCAACACCAUCGGGAGUUUCUACUGCAAAUGCCCAGACGGACUGAAGCUAAAGGAUGAUGGAAAGGCAUGCGAAGAUGUUGACGAAUGCCAAGUUCACAACGGGGGCUGCCAGCACAGAUGUGUGAACACACUGGGAUCCUAUUACUGCGAGUGCAAGCCGGGGUCUCGCCUGCACACAGAUGGCAGGACCUGCCUUGCCAUCAACACCUGUGCCAUCAACAACGGCGGAUGCGAACACGACUGUGUGCAGCUUACUGUCUCUCAACACCAGUGCCGCUGCCGGCAAAAUUUCCAGCUGAAGGAGGAUGGGAAACAUUGCGUUUUGAGAAAUGCAUGUGCGGACAGAAAUGGUGGCUGUAUGCACAAAUGCCAGAACCGCCGUGGGGUGGCGCAUUGCGAGUGCCACCCUGGAUACAGACUGGCCGCUGAUAACAAAGCAUGCGAAGAUAUCAAUGAAUGUAUGAUGGGCAUGGCCCUGUGUGUACAUGGCUGCCUUAAUACCCGCGGCUCCUUUAAAUGCACAUGUAACCCGGGGUACGAACUGGGAGCAGAUGGCAAGCAGUGUUACCGAAUAGAAAUGGAGAUUGUGAACAGUUGCGAGACCCACAAUGGGGGCUGUUCCCACCUUUGCCAUCACACCAGCUCUGGCCCCAUCUGCAGCUGCAACUUGGGAUACCAGCUGGAUGAAGACAAGAAAACUUGCAUUGAUACAGAUGAGUGCGUUGCCGGUUCUCACUGCUGCCAACAAGACUGUUACAACUACCCAGGAGGCUAUGAAUGUGUUUGCUAUGCUGGCUAUAGGCUCAGCACAGAGGGCUGCGGUUGUGAUGACGUGGAUGAGUGCUCUUCAAAUAACGGCGGCUGCGAACACUUGUGCCAAAACCUCGUGGGCUCUUUCCACUGCAGUUGUCAGAUUGGCUACAAACUGGAUGAAGACCGACGGAGCUGCAUUUUACUUGAGGGACCUGUGGAGGCCCUGGAUGGCCACUACCCCGUCGUCCGUCCUCUCCCCCACGUGGCCGUCCUCCGGGAUGAGUUCACCCAACUGUUUGACGACUAUGAUGAAGAAGAGGAAGUAGUGGAAGCAAGAGGAGAGCACACAUUGUCUGAGAAGUUCAUCUGUUUGGAUGAGACCUUUGGCCACGACUGCAGCCUGGUUUGUGAGGAUUGCCAGAACGGAGGUGUUUGCAACGAAGAGCGGACCGGCUGCAACUGUCCAGAUGGCUGGAGUGGAAUCCUCUGCAAUGAAACUUGUCCAGAAGGCACCUUUGGCAAGAAUUGCAGUUCGACAUGUCUCUGCCAAAAUGGAGGCACGUGCGACCCAAUGACGGGGACCUGCCGAUGCCCACCGGGGGUGAGCGGAGCGCAUUGCGAAGACGGCUGCCCCAAAGGGUUCUUUGGGAAGCACUGCCGGAAGAAAUGCAACUGUGCUAACAGGGGACGCUGCCACCGGAUUUAUGGAGCCUGCCUCUGUGACCCUGGCCUCUACGGACGAUAUUGCCAUCUUGCUUGCCCAAAGUGGGCCUAUGGCACCAGCUGCUCCGAGGAAUGCCAGUGCGUGCAGCAGCACACCCAGGACUGCGACAAAAAGGAUGGCACCUGUCUCUGCAAACCUGGCUACCAUGGCAAAAAGUGUCAAGCAAGAUGCGACCCAGGCUAUUAUGGUGCCAAGUGCAAGAGCAAAUGCGAUUGCCCAGCCAGCGCACCUUGCGAUCAUGUCAAUGGCGAAUGUCAAAAGGUCUGUGAUGAGGGCUACCAUGGAGAAACUUGUAACCAAGAAUGUCCUGAAGGGAAGUUUGGGGUGAACUGCCUACAGUCCUGUACCUGCAAUGGUUCACCUUGCAGCCGAUUCAAUGGCCAAUGUCACUGUGUCCCUGGCAAGACUGGCAUGGAUUGUGCCCAAGAUUGCCCUGCAGGUCACUGGGGACAAGGCUGCCAGGAGAUCUGCCCAGACUGUAAGAACAACGGCCGCUGCGACCCUACCACCGGCGUGUGCCUCUGCACUCCUGGAUAUACAGGCAGCCUUUGUCAGGAUGUGUGUCCACCUGGUUUAUUCGGUCAAGAUUGUCAACUGCAUUGCAACUGUGGGAAUGAAGGAUACUGCCAUCCCGAGACGGGGAAGUGCAGCUGUGCCUCAGGAUGGACUGGCUACAAUUGCCAAAGAGCCUGUGGCGCUGGCCGCUGGGGUCCUGAUUGUGCCAACACUUGCAACUGCAGCAACAGUGAUGGGAGCUGCAACUCCAUGACUGGGCAGUGUCUCUGUGAGGCUGGCUAUACUGGGAUCCGCUGUGAUCAGAAGUGUCCUGAAGGGUGGUUUGGUCUGAACUGCCGACACAGAUGUCAGUGCGACAACGCGGCCGUCUGCGAUCAUGUCAGUGGAGCCUGCGCAUGCGCUCCUGGCUGGAGGGGGACAUUUUGUGAGCAUGCCUGCCCUGAUGGGUUUUAUGGGGUAGAGUGUCGGCGCACUUGCCAGUGCCUGAAUGGUGCCCACUGCGAUCCUGUGACCGGACGCUGCACUUGUCCUGCGGGCUGGAUUGGCCCAAACUGCAACCAAACUUGUCCGGCUCACCGCUAUGGGGAGAACUGCAGCCAGGAAUGCAGCUGUUCGAAUGGGGCUACUUGUGACCGUGUCAAUGGGGAGUGCCUCUGUGCCCCUGGAUGGAGGGGAGACACCUGCCUACAAGUGUGUCCAGAUGGCUUCUACGGAGCAGGCUGCCAACAACCAUGCCUCUGUCAACAUGGUGGGACGUGUGACCCAGUCACUGGGCGCUGCACAUGCCCUGAGGGUUGGAUUGGAUUGGCAUGCGAACUGGAAUGUCCCCAGGAAAAAUAUGGGCACGAGUGCCAAGAAAGCUGUGGCUGUCUUCACGGGGGACUGUGUGACCUGCAGACUGGGCAUUGCCAUUGCCGCACUGGCUGGAUUGGAGAGAAGUGCCAAAGCCCUUGCCCCGAGGGUACCUAUGGAGAACAGUGCAAGGAGUCAUGCGACUGUGAGCAUGGCGUCCCGUGCCAUCACAUCACUGGGGCCUGUGACUGCCUGCCAGGAUGGCGAGGGCAUCGCUGUGAGAAAGCCUGCCUGCCUGGCACUUUUGGGAAGGACUGUGCCACCGGCUGCAACUGUCCUCCAGGAACGCCUUGCAACCACAUCACAGGCGAAUGCGGCUGUCCUCCGGGAUUCAUGGGCCACGGCUGCGAGCAAUCCUGUCUGCCAGGGACCUUUGGACUCGAGUGUGCGCGGAUUUGCCAGUGCGCUGGAGUGAACCAUGACUGCCACCCAGUGACUGGAGAGUGUAUCUGUGCUCCGGGUUUCCAUGGCAUCAAUUGUCGGCAGAGAUGUCCAUUGGGACGCUAUGGCCCAAAUUGUGAAAGGCAAUGCAAAUGCAAGAAUGGGGGGCAGUGUGUGCCAACCACAGGAAUGUGCCAUUGCCCAGCUGGCUAUAUUGGAGCUGACUGCAGUACUACUUGCCCAGCCGGCCGCUAUGGUGCAGUCUGUGCCCUUGUGUGUUCCUGCGGCAAGAAUGCCACCUGCCAUCCUGUGACGGGUUUCUGCCUUUGCCCACCAGGAAAGACAGGCCCCAGCUGUGAACAUGGUUGUCCAAGGAACCGCCAUGGGCCUGGAUGUAAGCAAACUUGCGCCUGCAAGAACGGGGGGAUCUGCCUCGCGUCCGACGGCUCUUGCCUCUGUGGGCUUGGAUGGACGGGGCAGUUUUGCGAAUCAGGAUGUCCGCCAGGGAGGUACGGGGCCAACUGUCAGCUGAAUUGCACCUGCCAAAACAAUGCAACCUGUGAUCCAGUGACGGGGGUUUGCCGAUGUGGAAAAGGGCACUAUGGGAACUUAUGUGAACACAGUUGCCCAGCUGGCUACCAUGGAAUGGGUUGUCAAGAGCCAUGCGCCUGCCAGAAUGGAGCCGCGUGUGAUCCAGUGACAGGGGAAUGCAUUUGCCCCCCUGGCUUCCAUGGCUCCCAGUGUCAAAAAGGCUGUGAUGCAGGGAAAUAUGGGGAAAAGUGCCAGCACCAGUGCGAAUGCGAAGGGAACGCUGCUUGUGACCCAGCUACCGGACGCUGCUUAUGUCCCCCGGGGAAAACCGGCACAAAAUGUGAUGAAGACUGCCAACUGAAGAGAUAUGGCCCUGACUGUGCCAUGACUUGUGAGUGUUCCUCUGCCAAUGCCUACUGCAAUGCCCAGAAUGGACGAUGCCUUUGCCUUAAUGGGUACAUAGGGACAACGUGCCGAGAAGGAGGCCCACCUCAACUGCUAGCCAGCAGUAGGCAACAGCCAGAACAAAGUGAGUGGCGUCUCUUCCCCACUUUUAAAUAAUGAAGUUGCGCCACAUCAGAGGCUUUACUGGCAUCCUCCCAGGAUGGUCCCUCCAACUGUGAAGCACUAGGUCUAUGUACUCUGCUCCAAGGAAGACUUGACUUGGUGGCACGCCUGGAACGGACCCGUCUGUGCCCAUCUUGGCAUUGGCCCACAGCUCCGUGCCCUUGAGGAGUGGCACAACCGAACCUUUGGGGCGACUGGGAAUCCUGCACAGACUUUGCGUGGGCAUCUCAAGCGAGCAGACAUUACCCUCCAGAGAGGAAUAAUGCCAGUCUGCGUUGCCCACAAGUGGUUUGUUCAACGUAGCUGUUUGCUCCUGGAAGGGAGUGCGGCUUGUAAAUAGAAACUUAUUCUCAUUUUCUCAUCAUAGCCCAGUUCCAUAUUGAUGUAAAGAUAUAUUUAUGGGCGGGUAUGUUAACAAUGUCGUCUGGCUCGCUACUCAAAAUAGCCCUAUGGUAUUUUGUAGACGUCUGGAUGUAGUAGGAGGGUUGAGAAGCACCUGUAUGGACCGGUGAAUCAAAUCGGGUUGAGUAACACACAGAUGGGCCACUUGGCAGAGAGGGUUGGAGAGUAAGGAUGGGCACACAUUUCGUUUUCGGAUGCCAGGAACUUAAGAUAUAAAACAGGGGCAUAGAAAGCUUGUUCCAAAAGAGCCAAUAGAUAUUUUCGUUUUGGCCGUCUUACCUCGAUCAGGCCAAGAAAAUGUGACUUGACCAGGGUUAGGGAAACAUAGAGGCAACGUAUCUUGGCAGAUGGGUUGUAACUAAGAGUGGGGUGAGUGUUUUUACACACCGUAAGGUGGAGCAUCUCAUGCCUCUCACUGAAUCAUUGAGUCUAAAGGAACUGAACUUCAUAUCUGCUAAGAACGGAUGUUCUGCACCUCUGCUCUUUGUGGGUAAGUUUUCGGGGAUGGCAAGUCUCCCACCUAAGUUUUAACCAGGGCUGACCCUGCUUAGCUUCCCAGAUCAGAUGGCAUCCAGUGCCUUUAGAGCAUUUAGGCCACAAUCAACGUUUGUUUCAACCGUUCAGGCCUUUCCCUACAAUUAAAUAAUUUAAAACGAACGAUUUUCUUGAUCUCAUCCAAUUUUGGUUCAACUAGAACCAACCUGCCCUUGAUGCUCAGUUUGAAUCCCUUCGUCGCCCGUUUUCAGAAGCCAAACUCGCUGCUGUCACCGUGAUUUUCUCAACAUGCCAUGACUUUCGCAAAUGACUUUUAUGAAACUGGAACGCUACUAUAGUUGCCUUGCGGAGUCGGGAAGGAGAGAAAUUGCCAUGUUAUCUUGUGCAUAUCAAAAUGUAUUUAUAUUUAUAUGCGUAUAUAUAUAUAUAUGUAUUGAUACGUUAUGAAACCCUUCUACCGAGGUCUUUCUUUCAGUUGGUCUCAAAGGUGCCACAAGGAAGGUGCGUUUGUGAAACCCUGCCAAUGGAGGUGGCAAGACUUUUGCAAUACACAACGAAACACAAAAUAGGAAGGAAAAUAAA